GAGGUGGACGGAGUUUCGGAUUCGGAGGUGAUCUGACCUGUGAGGGGCUGAGGAGGAGGAGGAGGAGGAGGAGGAGGAGGGAUGGGGCGGCGGCAGAAGCGGCAGGCUUUGAUGGCGGCAUUCGCGUUGGCGCUGCUCAUGGGCACCGCCGUCUACUUCCGCAUCUGGGCCCGCCAGUCCAGCGACCCCUACUUCACCGCUGACGACCGCGAGGAGCUCCGGAGGCAAUUUGAACAAGCAAACCUAGAAGCCAUGGAUGAAUCUGCCGAAUGGAGGAUGCAAUAUGACAAAGAAGUAGAGAAAAACAGGCAGUUGCAUGAUGAGCUUUCAAAGGUUAAGGCCUCAUUAGCUGGCACAGCCCGGCGUCUUGAGUUGUUGCAGAAGGAUAACGAGUUGCAGAAGAGGCAGACUGAAUCGCUGAGGCAGCAAUGCAAUUGCACUCUCCAUUGAAAGUUAUGCAAGAUUAAGGACAUGGAAGGAGUUUUUCAGCUUCUUUGGCGGAUUAGCUAUUUUUUUCCAACACCAAGGGAGGAAAACCAGAUUGAGUUCUAGGAAUGAGAACUGGCAUAUGAAAAUGAUUGAGAACAUAUAUAGUGUAUAGACCAUAGUGUUCGUCCUUUAUACCAAUGGUGAGCUGCACAGUUCAUCCAAAGUGAUCGGUGGGAACUUCAUUGGUGACAAUGCAAAGCGCAGAAGUCAAAACGUAAAAGAUGGCGCCAUAUGGUUAUAAGCUCCUAAUUUCUGAGUGAUUUUGCAGUGGCAGUUUGCAUGAGUACCUGACUAUCUGUAGAUAUACAUUGUACCCGGGGUGCAAAAAGAUGGUGACAAGUUUGAAAUC
Messenger RNA from Zea mays, 838 nucleotides. RefSeq lists its product as uncharacterized. The record is from RefSeq and is marked predicted. Lineage: Eukaryota; Viridiplantae; Streptophyta; Magnoliopsida; Poales; Poaceae.